GUCAACAAAUAUCCAUUUGGGUCAGACAGAAAAGUUCCAAAAACUUUAACUUUUGCAUUUUUAUUGGGAAAAGAGAAAAGGGUGAUCAGUGUAUAGAAAGCUCAUUUCAUGUGACAACAUUUCUCUGAGUUUGAGGUUUUUUGGGUUUGGAAGGAGACUACAAUGGAGGUAUUCUCAAGAUCAAUGAAUGGGGAAAAUGAUGAAAAUGCUCUUAAAUGGGCAGCAUUGGAGAGGCUUCCCACUAAUAGACGCUUAAGAAAAGGUUUAUUAACUUCAUCUCGUGGUGAAGCCAAUGAAGUUGAAGUUGACAAACUAGGUGUUCAAGAAAGGAAGAGUUUGAUGGAGAAGUUGGUGGCUGAUACUGAAGUAGACAAUGAAAAAUUCCUGUUGAAGCUGAAGAAACGCCUUGAUAGAGUUGGAAUCGAUAUUCCCACAAUUGAAGUAAGAUUUGAGGAUCUUAGAGUUGAAGCUGAAGCAUAUAUGGGAAGUAGAGCUUUGCCUACUAUCUUCAACUUCUUUGUCAACUUAGCUGAGGGUUUCUUGGCCAAUCUUCACAUACUUUCCAGUAAAAAGAAGAAACUGACCAUCCUUCAUGAUGCUAGUGGAAUCAUUAAGCCAAGCAGGAUGACUCUGCUUUUAGGCCCUCCAGAUUCCGGGAAGACGACCCUUUUGUUGGCUCUGGCCGGGAGGCUUGCUUCUGAUCUGAAGCUCUCUGGGAAGGUGUCUUACAAUGGCUACAGCCUGAAUGAGUUUGUUCCACAGAGAACUGCUGCCUAUGUAAGCCAAAAUGAUGUCCAUAUUCCAGAAAUGACCGUAAGAGAAAUCCUGGCCUUUUCUGCAAGAUUUCAAGGGGUCGGAUCUCGUCAUGACUUGUUGGCAGAACUGAUAAGAAGAGAGAAAGAAGCAAACGUUCUGCCUGACUCAGAUAUUGAUGUGUUCAUGAAGGCAGCAUCACUAGAAGGCCAGCAGAGAAGCCUGGUCACAGAUUAUGUUAUGAAGGUGAUGGGACUAGAAAAUUGUGCAGACACCAGGGUUGGAGAUGAAAUGCUCAAAGGCAUUUCAGGAGGACAGAGGAAGCGUCUCACCACUGGUGAGAUAAUUUGUGGGCCUGCAAAUGUACUGUUCAUGGAUGACAUAUCUACAGGCUUAGACAGUUCCACAACCUUUCAAGUUGUGAACUCAAUCAAGCACUACAUUCACAUUCUCAAUGGAACUGCUGCCAUUUCUCUUCUCCAACCUCCACCAGAAACUUUUGAACUUUUUGAUGACAUCAUUCUCCUGUCUGAAGGCCAAAUUGUUUAUCAAGGUCCCUGCCACCAAGUCCUUGAAUUUUUUCAGUUCAUGGGCUUCAAAUGCCCUGAAAGGAAAGGAGUGGCAGACUAUUUGCAAGAAGUGACUUCAAGGAAAGAUCAGAAGCAAUAUUGGGCAGAGAAGGAUAAGCCUUACACAUAUGUCACAGUGACACAAUUUGCAGAAGCAUUUAAAUCCUUUCACGUCGGAAGGAAACUAAGGGAGGAAUUAGCAGUCCCAUUUGACAAGAGCAAGUGCCACCCUGCUGUUUUGGCGACAAAAAAGUACGGCAUUGGAUAUAAGCAACUUUGGAAGGCUUGUUUCGAUAGAGAAGUCUUGCUUAUGAAGCGAAACUCGUUCGUCCACAUCUUCAAGCUUGCCCAAAUUUUCCUGAUCUCAGUCAUUUCGAUGUCGGUCUUCUUUCGAACGAAGAUGCCCCGAGACUCAAUAACUGAUGGACAAAUUUACAUGGGGGCAUUGUUUAAUGCACUAGUUGUUUGUAUGUUCAAUGGGAUGUCUGAGCUUGCUUUAACAAUUGCUAAGCUUCCUGUUUUCUACAAGCAAAGGGAUCUACUUUUCUUCCCAGCAUGGGCAUAUGCUGUUCCAGCAGGCAUCCUUAAAAUCCCUGUCUCCUUUGUGGAAGUUGCACUUUGGGUUUUUGUCUCUUAUUAUGGAACUGGCUACGACCCAAAUGUCAAAAGGCUUUUCAAACAAUACCUUGCACUUGUUGUUGCUAACCAAAUGGCUUCGGCGUUGUUUCGAUUGAUCGCGGCUCUUGCUAGAAGCUUAGUUGUUGCAAGCACAUUUGGUUCAUUUGUUCUGUUGAUUCUCUAUGGAAAUGAUGGUUUUAUCCUCUCAAGACAUCAAAUGAAAAAGUGGUGGAAGUGGGCUUACUGGAUAUCGCCGAUGAUGUAUGGGCAAAACACGUUGGCAGUGAAUGAAUUCGGAGGAAAAAGUUGGGAUCGAGUUGUCCCUUCUAAAGGUGAAACUCUCGGGGUUUUGAUCAUGAAGCUUCAUGGAUUCUUCCCAUCUGCUGAUUGGUAUUGGAUUGGAGUUGGUGCAAUGAUUGGAUUCACACUUUUAUUUAACUUUUGCUAUGCCUUGGCUCUAACUUAUCUCAACCCUUUGAACAAGCGCCAGGCCGCUAAACCGCGAGAAUCACAGAGCGAUGAGAGAGAGUUUGAGAUCAGAAACACCCCAAAUUGUGAAAAUCCUAAAGCUAAUGCAAGUGAAAGUAUGAGAGUUGCCUCCCAACCAUGUAGUCAACCAACGGACAAGGCAACUUGUAAUAAGAGAAGAGAAGUCGUUCUUCCAUUUCAACCGUAUGUACUCACUUUCGAUGAGAUCGUAUACUCGGUCGAUAUGCCGGAGGAAAUGAAGAACCAGGGUAUCAUAGAGGAUAAACUAGUGCUUUUGAAGGGUGUGAGUGGUGCUUUUAAGCCGGGCGUUCUCACAGCCUUGAUGGGCGUAAGCGGAGCGGGGAAAACGACUAUGAUGGAUGUGCUAGCUGGGAGGAAAACUGGUGGAUAUAUUGAGGGAAACAUCAAAGUUUCAGGGUACACGAAAAAGCAAGAAACUUUUACUCGAAUUUCUGGUUAUUGUGAACAAAAUGACAUCCAUUCUCCUCAUGUUACUGUCUACGAGUCUCUGCUCUACUCGGCAUGGCUACGUCUCGGCUCCGAUGUCAGCAAAGAAACAAGAAAGAUGUUUGUAGAAGAAAUCAUGGAGCUGGUUGAACUUGACACAUUGAGGCAAGCAAUAGUUGGAUUGCCUGGUAUAAAUGGUCUCUCAACCGAGCAGUGCAAAAGGUUGACAAUAGCCGUUGAGCUGGUGGCGAACCCGUCCAUAAUAUUCCUCGACGAGCCAACUUCAGGACUAGAUGCAAGAGCUGCUGCAAUUGUGAUGCGGACAGUUAGGAACACCGUUGAUACGGGACGAACGGUUGUGUGCACAAUCCACCAACCGAGCGUCGAUAUAUUUGAAGCCUUUGACGAGCUAUUGCUCUUGAAACAAGGAGGAGAGGCAAUAUAUGUUGGACCACUUGGUCAUCAAUCUAGCCAUUUGAUCAAGUAUUUGGAGGGGAUCGAGGGGACGAGUAAGAUAAAAGAUGGUCAAAACCCGGCGACUUGGAUGUUAGAAGUAACCUCCUCAACUCAUGCAAUGGCUUUAGGGGUUGAUUUUGCUGAUCUAUUCAAAAAUUCUGAGCUCUAUAGGAGAAACAAGGAACUAAUCAAAGAACUGAGUGAACCUCCCCCUGCCUCUAGUGAUAUCCAUUUUAAGACCAAAUACUCACAACCUUCUUUCAACCAAUACUUGGCUUGCUUAUGGAAGCAACAUUUGUCAUAUUGGCGUAAUCCAUCAUAUGUUGCGACCAAGUUUCUGUUCACUCUCGGGGCAUCAUUGAUACUCGGGACAAUGUUUUGGAACCUUGGCUCCAAGAGAUCAACAUACAUAGACCUGUUGAACUCGAUCGGUUCGAUGUACACGGCUUCGCUGUUCCUCGGUAUACAAAAUGCUGGAGGCAUUCAACCAGUAGUUUCAAUUGAGCGAACCGUCUACUACAGAGAAAGAGCUGCAGGAUUGUAUUCCGCCUUGCCAUAUGCGUUAGCUCAGGUUACAAUUGAGCUGCCAUAUGUUUUUUCACAGUCAGUGAUGUAUUGCAUCAUAGUAUAUGCAAUGAUGGGAUAUGAAUGGUGUUUUGCCAAGGUUCUCUGGUUUUUCUUCUUCAUGUUCUUCACUUUCCUCUACUUUACCUACUAUGGCAUCAUGGUCAUCGCUGCCACGCCAAGUUACCACGUCGCUUUGAUAAUUUCGACCGCGUUUUACGGGAUGUGGAACCUCUUUUGCGGCUUUAUCGUCCCGAGAACUCGGAUUCCUGUGUGGUGGAGAUGGUUCUAUUGGACUUGUCCAUUGUCAUGGACAUUGUAUGGACUAAUUGCUUCACAGUUUGGAGAUAUGGAGGAGAAGCUGGAUACAGGGGAAACAAUUAAGGCGUUUAUAAAAGAAUUCUUUGGUUUUAGACAUGAUUUUCUUGGAGUUGUUGCAGCUGUUAUUGUUGUUCUUGCUGUUUUCUUUGCACUCACAUUUGCCAUUUGUAUUAACAUCUUCAAUUUCCAAAAGAGAUAAAAAAAUGAGGUUUUUCUUUUUCA
Molecule: messenger RNA, 4439 nt
Organism: Momordica charantia (bitter melon)
Lineage: Eukaryota; Viridiplantae; Streptophyta; Magnoliopsida; Cucurbitales; Cucurbitaceae
Product: pleiotropic drug resistance protein 1
Cellular component (GO): membrane
Molecular function (GO): ABC-type transporter activity; ATP hydrolysis activity; ATP binding
Source: RefSeq, a predicted model, not a curated record